Molecule: messenger RNA, 681 nt
Organism: Ixodes scapularis (black-legged tick)
Lineage: Eukaryota; Metazoa; Arthropoda; Arachnida; Ixodida; Ixodidae
Exons: 1
Coding region: 1-681 (226 amino acids)
Source: RefSeq, a predicted model, not a curated record
AUGAACCAGAGUGCUGCUGGCACCUCUUCCAACGGCGACGGAGCUUUCUCCACCGUCCAACUCCGCCUUCCAGCCAUCUGGGCGAAAAACCCUCGGGCCUCGUUUUCCCAAGUGGAAGCGCAAUUCCACCUGUGGCACAUCACAAGCCAGAGCGCCCGCUACUACCAUGUGGUUUCCGCUCUUCCCCCAGAGGUGGCUGAUGAGCUGGACGACGUACUGGCGUCUCCCCCUCCCGACGACGCCUACAACUACAUCAAGCGGACGAUCCUCGCUAGGAAGACGGAGUCAGAGGCUUCAAGGCUACAGCAGCUCCUGAACACAGAGGAGCUGGGCGACCGUCGACCCUCUCAGCUACUUCAUCGCAUGCGCCAGCUGUUAGGUGAGCAAGCUUCGGACACGAACACUCUGAUUCUACGGGAGUUGUUUCUCCAGCGCUUGCCACAAGGCAUUCGCAUGACGCUUGCACCAGCCACCGAUCUUCCACUCGAUCGCCUUGCCGAGAUGGCUGACCGCGUCGCGGAGUAUGCUGCCCCCGCCCUAUCAAGCGUCACGAAUGACGCUAAUCAGUGUUCCGCCAUGCGAGCCCUUGAAGCCCGCAUCGACGCCCUGACAACCGCCGUCGCAGCACUCGGCACAAAGAGAAACGACUCGAGACGUCGUCGGAGAAGUAGAUCCUCUUGA